AUGAGGAAUAAUCAGUUGGUUGAAUUUGUUUUGAUACUAGGGGUAGUAGCAUGUGCAUACUCUGCUGUUAUCGAUGCUGGUAACAGAAAGCAACAGCUCAGUGAGAGUCAAGAAAAAUUAGAAGUGUGGCAACAGUCUCGGCAGCUUCAGUCGGGAAACCUGGACUCACGGCAAAGCGGCGAAGAGAACACGGAUGAUGUUAAGCCAACUCGCAGUUGCUUUUGCGAUGGCGCUUCUUGCACGUGUUGCGCCGACUUCAACCUUACGAUCAUCGAUAUCGGCGGACCGGGAUGUGUGCGCGUGAAGUAUUUGUCGCCUGAACAGGGAAUGUCCAUCAACAUAACAUAUGGAAAUAACAUGCUCACCCAUGAUAUUGUUAAAGGUCCACGACCAGAGCCCACUUGUGCUAAUUUCAUUGGCGGAGUAGCUGGUCUCUGCGCUAGAUUUUCUGAACUUACUCCUUCCGAGACCGGCCUCCGGGCAUGUCUGAAUUUAGAACCACAAGUUUUGGGCUCCUCUCAGCUCGCUAUACCAAUCGGAUGUUUCAAUGUGGGUGCCAAUGGUAUGGAGUCUCUGGAUGAUUUGGUGCCAGCAACGAAUUCAACUGGUGGAGGGGACGAUGAUAAAUUAGUCGGUAUGAGUACUGCCCAAAUCAUUCAAGUAGUGAACGAUUCAGCUGAAGAAGGCAUUUCCUUUAUAUCACAACUUUUUGGUCUUCAAUUUGGAGAUCAGAAAAAUCCGAACUCCGUUCAAGAUCCGUCUCAUGAAAUAGUCAACAACUCAGCGAAAUAA
This is a messenger RNA of Ctenocephalides felis (cat flea), 792 nucleotides long. RefSeq lists its product as uncharacterized. The record is from RefSeq and is a predicted model, not a curated record. The transcript has 5 exons. Bases 1 to 792 code for a protein of 263 amino acids. NCBI's taxonomy places the organism in Eukaryota, Metazoa, Arthropoda, Insecta, Siphonaptera, Pulicidae.